Saccostrea cuccullata (small rock oyster) is the source of this 537-nucleotide messenger RNA. RefSeq lists its product as uncharacterized. Lineage: Eukaryota; Metazoa; Mollusca; Bivalvia; Ostreida; Ostreidae. The transcript has a single exon. The annotation marks the transcript as partial. The record is from RefSeq and is a predicted model, not a curated record.
AGGGCUUACAACACAAGAGGAGAGGUGCACGAGUUUAUUCGUCAAGUGCUCGCCCUCCCUUUCUUGCCACCAGAGCACAAAGUCGAGACAUUCCACCAUUUAGAUCGGCAUGUACAGACGGACUUGCUCGAUUCCCUCAUGGAAUACGUGUGGCGCCAGUGGCUGAAUAACCCCACCUUCCCUGUUCGGAACUGGAGUGUGUUCAUGCUCUCUAUUCGCACCAACAAUGAUGUAGAGGGGUGGCACAACAGGCUCAACAGCAGAGUUGCUCAAAGAGGUCCUGUUCCCUUCUACUUAUUGUUGGUGGAAUUACACAAAGAGGCAAAACAGAUCCCCCUCCAGGCAAAGUUGAUCUCGGAAGGGAAGAUGGUCCGCAUCCACAAGAAAAGGACAACACAUGUAAAUGGAAAGCUGUUUGCUGCAUGGAAGCAGUAUUCAGAGGGAGAAAUGACCACCAGUCAGCUUUUGCGGCGUUGCGCCAAUGUGUAUGGACCCAGUGAUUAGACUAUGAUCCUUUAAUUCUGAUAUCAAUCUAUA